CAUUUCCAACCAGAAUGUUAUAAUUGAUAAAAAUAUCUUUUUUUUUCAUUGUCUAUCCGCGCAAUGCACCAUUUCCGCGUUACCGGUGCAUCGGAUAUAACAAACGUUAACGUCCCGCCGCGGCCGGCUCGGAGUUGACCCACCUCGCUGUAGCGAGCGUCGCGGCAAUUUCCAUCUCGAAUACGCAUUACCGUUUGCUCCAUAUUUGAGCAUUUUGUGUCGCGUAUCCGACACGCGGUAUUCCCCAAAAAGCGCUCAACAGCGAAUCGCGGCGCGACCUACAGCGCGAUAUCGAGUCAGUUCGACAAUAUGUGCUCAAUAAGACGCAUAGAGGUGUCGUAGAUUAUCGUCGGCGUUAUCGUCGGCGCUUUUAUCUGGCUUUUUCUCGAGGGUGCGAACGAUAAGAUAAAUUUCCAGAGAGAGAGAGAGAGAGAGAGAGAGAGAGAGAGAGAGAGAGAGCGAGGCGUGCGUGUCUUUUCAGCGGGCAGUCAGGUGAGAGAGCGUCAGCGAUCGGGAAAACGGUCGACGGAUCGUUAGGAAAUAUCCGACCGGAGAGGACAUGCAGGCGGACCACGAGUGCACUCCGAAGCCGAAACAGCGGAGUGUUCCGCUGUCGGACCAGCCGCAACGGAGCGUGCCGGACGGAUGGCCAUUCAGUAGAGCAAAGUACACGUACGAAAGCCAAAAGCCUGUCGAAAUCAGUCUCAACCCGCACGCCGAAGAAUACAACAUGAACCACAAGAGGAGAGGAGUGGCGCUCGUGUUGAACCACAUUCACUUCGAGAGCAUGAGCACGCGCAAGGGUUCCGAGAGGGACGCCGAGAAUCUCCGGGCGUCGUUGAGCAAUCUCGGAUUCGACGUGCAGAUCUACACCGAUCCGACGAUCAAAACUAUAUCUACGGCUUUGCAUGAGACCGCUGCGGAAGACCACACGGAUGCCGACUGCCUGAUCGUGGUCGCAAUGUCACACGGCGAAUCGGGUCUAUUGCACUCGACCGACAGCCUGUAUCCAGUCGAUAUGCUGUGGACUCCUUUCACGGGGGAUCGAUGCCCCAGCCUGGCCGGCAAACCCAAGUUGUUCUUCAUUCAGGCGUGCCGAGGGGCGCAACUGGACAAAGGGGUGAAAAUUAUUCAUGAGACAGACAGCAAGAAGACCACGUACAGCAUCCCCGCCUAUGCAGAUAUUAUGGUCGCGUACUCCACUUACGACGGUUUUUACUCCUGGCGCAAUCCGGACUCGGGCUCGUGGUUCAUACAGGCGCUCUGCGAGGAGCUGGAUCUUCACGGGCGCAGCCGUGAUCUACUCAGCCUGAUGACCUUCGUGAACCGGCGCGUCGCCAUCGAGUAUCAAUCGUACGUGCCGGAGAACAUCAAGUUCCACGCGAAGAAGCAGAUCCCGUCGGUCGUCUCGAUGCUAACGCGUCUCGUGUACUUCCGCGACAAGCCUGCGCCAUACGGCGUCGUCGCCGUCGCCGCCAGCACCGCCGCCGCCGACGACGACGACGGCAAAUCGAGAAAGAAAGUCUUCGAGCUCGCGAGGGACUAGCGAGCGCGUAAGCGCGAGGAACGACGUGCUCAUUCUCGAAUAAGUCUACGAUCAUCAAUUCUCCGUCGGGAGUCGUCGGGAAACGAUCAACGCAACAAUCGAGAUGCGCUUAGCCAGUCGCGGUGAAAUCUCGCUGCCGAAGGUAGCGAGUUGAAGGGAGCAGCGUGCGAAAGAGUGAAAGGUACGGAAAUAGAUUAUUUAACCUUUUACAAUUCAGGAAACAGUGGACCAGGUAGCAGUGGAGGAUCUUGCGUUUCUCACCAACCUUCCCUUUGCCAUGUAUGAGAAAGGUUAAAAACCUCAAAGACCGUACAAGUUAACCGGCAAAAAGCAACUCGAACUUUAAGAGUUAUUCAAUGGGGAAAUGUCCCAGACAGUCUAUCCUCCUUCUGCUUCUAUUUAUUUAUAAUGAGAGAUACUUUAUCAUGUUUUAUGUAUAUUUAAUUAGACGGCAUGUAAAAUAUUGUUUAUGAGACAACGUUUAGAAUGAAUUGCGAAAACUUGGACCGAUUCACAAGAAACACUCCCGUAAAGAGUCUCUCCACUCUGAUUUCAACGAGACAUACUUGACAUACUUGUAUAUUUUGAGUAUGCCAAAAUAUAUAUAUAUAUAUAUACACGUGCUUUCUUUAGCUGCUGAGACGCGAGCUUCAAAGAGCAAAACUACUCUCCAAAGUUUCAUUCCUUAUUUCUCAUCUCGGCAACUACUCGAAAUACAAAAGAACUCUUUAAACAAAUAUACAGGGUCUGCUAAAAGUCCCGGAAUGGCUAAUUAUUUCAAAAAAUAAAGA
This is a messenger RNA of Harpegnathos saltator (Jerdon's jumping ant), 2337 nucleotides long. RefSeq names its product caspase-1. Bases 560 to 1546 code for a protein of 328 amino acids. Gene Ontology annotation, biological process: proteolysis. Lineage: Eukaryota; Metazoa; Arthropoda; Insecta; Hymenoptera; Formicidae. Gene Ontology annotation, molecular function: cysteine-type endopeptidase activity. The transcript has 5 exons. The record is from RefSeq and is a predicted model, not a curated record.